Messenger RNA from Rhopilema esculentum, 4054 nucleotides. RefSeq lists its product as uncharacterized. Gene Ontology annotation, molecular function: actin binding. Lineage: Eukaryota; Metazoa; Cnidaria; Scyphozoa; Rhizostomeae; Rhizostomatidae. The record is from RefSeq and is a predicted model, not a curated record. Gene Ontology annotation, biological process: actin cytoskeleton organization.
AUCUAUAGAAUGCGCCAGCUUUAGGUGGUAGCUCAUUGCGGAUGUCAAAUGCGAACUCCAGCGAUUUAAUCUAUAUCAUUAUUUUUGCUAGUAUUUUUCCGUCUAGGGUAGAGCUUAAAAUUUCAUGGAAGUGCUGGGGAUAAGAUAAUCGUUGUGUGCUUCGGAUGAUUCAAAUCGAUUUGCUAACAGAGCUCACUAACUUCCUCUUCGCUGCUUCGAGAGGGCCUUAUCAAUACCGAAGGAACUGGCCUAACUCUCUUGCUAGCGUGGAGUUGGCUUAAAUUUCAACGACAUUUGAAGUCAUGCCAAGGCAUGGAUACGGAAAUAACCGAUGAAAAGCCCGUUGCAGGACAAAAACAAGAAGUUACUGAAAAUGAAGUUCACAUAACAACUGAGGAAUCAAAGAAGUCUAAUGGUUCAGUUUCUAACGAUAAACAAACCCAUCAUAAUCGUGGCGCUGGAAGAAGCACUUUGUCAAUAAUAAAUCGUCGUCUUAGACUCAUUUUUCGUCCUUGGAAGUGGAGAAGAAAAGCUAAAAGUAAAAGGUCACACAAAAAGGAUCAGAAAGAUGGAGCAGUAUGCAGCAGUUCACAAGAAGACUUGACUGAAAAACCCGAUGAGGUUAAGGAGAGACAACUAGCUAUUGUGCCUUAUGUAAAAAGCCCAUUGAGUGUCGACCACAUAGAUGGGGCCAGAUCAAAUGAAGAUCAUGGGUCUCAUGAAAAUGGAAAUGUUAACAUUGGUGGUGUCCAGAUAACUAUUGAUUCACAUUGCCAUGAUUCUGAUGAGGAAGAAAAACAUAUUGAUGUCCUUCCAUGCUCACCAGAUGCAGAGGAAACUAACAUCACAUCAGUUGGCAGUGAUUUGACAGUGAAGAUUCCACCAAAAGAAAACUCGUCACUGGGUGGUCCACCUGCUGUGGAAACUGUCACAUUUGAACCAUCAGCUAGUCCUAAAGACUUUAAACCGAAGCCUGUUGAUAAAGGGCAAAAUUUCGUCGUUAAACCAGAUGAUGAAACUGACAGUGACGCCAGCGACAAAAACUCAGAAGAUGAGGAUCCACCCCCCGUCCCACCGCGAACAUCGAGCAUUUCAGCCUCACAACGAGUCACUGCCAAUGUAUCAGACGAUAAGCAGAAUCGAGGUAGCUAUUAUGAUAAUUGCCCUGAACAGCACAACGAACCUCACGACAUGUCAUUCUAUAGCAGUAGCUCUGAAGGUAGUGACGAGGAGGAAGAGACUGACAACCACGUCGUCACAGGUUUGGCUUCAAAAGUAAAGCGAUCGGACAGCCUCGCCUUGAAGCUGAGAGCGCGCCCAUCACUUGAUGAGCUUAUUAAUAAGCAUAUUAUCGAGACUCAAACACCAGAAGAAAGACAGGAAUUCCGACACAAAGUAGAGUCAAAGAUAUUAAGGCGUUUAAGCCAACGGCCGACCAAAGAGGAGUUAGAGCAAAGAAAUAUAUUGAAAGCGCACUCAAAGAAAGAAGAAGAUGAGUCUAUGAAAGAAAUAAAACGAACUUUAUCGAGAAAACUAAGCAGACGUCCUACGGUAAAAGAGUUACGAGAAAGGAAAAUUCUGAGAUUUAAAGAUUACGUUGAAGUUAACGAAACGCAAGAUUAUGACAGACGAGCCGACAAGCCCUGGACAAGGCUCACCCCCAAAGACAAGGCUGCGAUUAGAAAGGAGCUGAACGAAUACAAGGAAUUCGAAAUGGAAGUUCACGAGGAAAGUAAACAAUAUACCCGGUUCCACCGACCGUGAGAUAAAAGGCACGAGGACUAACAAAAUUUCAAUAUAUUUCAAAUGUACCUAUUUUCAUACCGACACCGCUUCGAUAUCAUCAGAACACAGUGUAUGUUUAGCGAAAGCGCAAAGUAAAGUAGGCCCAUAUGGAUUCGUUGAAAUAGCAACGUUCCCACAGCAUUACCACGCCCUGUGAACGAUUAUUCUAAUUCCACAUCAAUAGUGACGUCAUCUCUUAAUCAGCGAUAAUGAUUCUCGCAAGCAGUCGUAACUUUUGGUGCUGUAUUGAUACUUACGAUGCACGUGCGCAUCACGUGAACUUAGUCCUAGAAUCGGCUAUGGCAAGAGCACUCUGUCCUCAAGAUUUCAUUUUGUAAUGAUUAUGAUUUUCUCAUUGCCAACUAGGUUAAAUUUUACUUUCAUUUCCUUAUACUUUUCGGGUGCUUUAUCUCGUUGCCUUGCCAGAAGGUGCUUUAUUGCACCUUCUGGAUUGACUUAAAAUACGACAUCAUCUAUAUCGUCGAAACUGCACUGUUAAUCUCACGUGAUCAAAAUAAUUAAUUUCACUAUGCUUAGUAAUUAAUUUUGGACUGAAUUGUUUUUUCAACAUUAAUUUUUUUUAAUCAUCCAGUUUUUCAUCAUUUAUUCUGAUUUUUCAGAACAGCAACUCGUAUUUAAUCCGAAAUAGGCAGGAGAAGUUUCAGAAAGUGUGUUCCCCUCCUCAAACUCAUCUACCUUCUUUAGGUAAGUCGGUAUGCAUCUUAUUUCAUUCGCCAUCUCUCCACCUAGUUCAUAAUCGGUUACUUUUAGUAUAACUUUAAGUAUAGCUUUCGUUUGAAAGCCUAUUACCGCCAAAGUUGUGCAAAGGAAUGACCCCCUUCCCUUCUCAAACCCCCCCCCCCCCCCCCCCCCCAUCAACCUCCACAAGUCGUAAAUUGUAUCACUUCCAACAUCCGUUUUGAUUUCAAGAAUAUUUUUUCCUAGAAUUUUUCACACGAAUAAGCCUUUUAUUUAUUUUGAACACGAUUGUAUAUUGCCUACGUCAGCAUGCAUGGUAAGGCUACCGUUGUUGCAUUCCCAUCGGCCGGGCUAUUUUGGGGGGUUUUUGACGAAAAAGGCACCCCCUUUCCUGCUCUCUUUGAUCCCUCUCCAACCAGUAAGACCGCUUCCCCCUUGUUGUGAUCGAGAUAUAGCUCACUGAGCCAUUUAGUGUUUCUAGCAUUGCAUUACCCCCCGGUGCUAGAGCCUCAAUGAAAGAGUGGGUCGGUGAAAGAGUUUAUAGUAAGAAACCACUGCUCGAUCAUCUCUUUCAUUGAGGCUCUGGUACCCAGAGUAGCAUUGCAUCAAUAAGAUGUUACAAAUUAAUAUUCGCAUCUACUUUAACUGAUAAUAAUGUCCUUUAACUUGUUUGAACGAAUGUACCUUGUAGCCUAGUGUAGUACUAACGGAAACGUUUUCGGCUCUUCGCAAAGUCAACCACUCGAAUCACCUUUAUCGACAAGAAGAAUUCCUUUGCUCUGCCAUUUAUAUUUUGCAGAUUUGCGCAGCUGUAAACGCAAACGAUCCCAAUAGCUUACGCCCAACAUACCCUUUGCUUAUUUUAUCGAGUGUUGUAUAUUUUUGUUUUGUGGCUGUCUUGUUACCGCCAACUUAUUGUGGUAUGUAGCUGCCUUUCUUUGAUCGAGGGCAACUCAAGGCUGAUCCCAUUUAGAAAAGAAAUGUACUCAUCGUUCCUCGGGCCGAUCAACCAAAACUUGAUGAGAUACUCUAACUGCUUUCUUUCCACAGCCCUUCUUCGCGGUCGUUAGUCGCGCGACCGCCGCUUACUGGCAACUCUGUAGAUCCCCAACCCUACCGCGUUUGGCACGGAGGAAAUGAUUGGUGAAGAGGAUAAAAGGGGGUAACUGGCAGCUCCUCACAUCAUGAUGGAUUUCUAAUACCCCUUUUUGUCGAUGUCGUAAAAUUCACGGUGAAUCUCAUAUGAUUUCUGAUAUUUUCAGCUGCGAUUACUGAAAAAGUGUAAAGUAUCACUUAGGUCUAGUUGGUCGUCCAUUGUAAAAGAGAAACCUUUCGACUGCCAAGUAUUCCCAACCUUUUGCUUGAGUGUGGCAACUGGUAUUAAAAAGACUUGUAUUUUUUUCACUCAACUUAUAUCGAGUUCUGUAGGUCACUUAACAGUUGUUAAAAAUCCUCAUUUGUACAAUGAACGUUUUAUUUAAUUAGAUUUUACUGUUCUUAUAUUAUGGAAGAUUUUUAAUAUCAUCAUGUGUCAGAGGCUAGAUCAUAAUGUGGCAAUCUUGUUAUUGAA